Molecule: messenger RNA, 2287 nt
Organism: Vespa mandarinia (Asian giant hornet)
Lineage: Eukaryota; Metazoa; Arthropoda; Insecta; Hymenoptera; Vespidae
Product: long-chain fatty acid transport protein 4
Biological process (GO): long-chain fatty acid import into cell; long-chain fatty acid metabolic process
Cellular component (GO): plasma membrane; endoplasmic reticulum membrane
Molecular function (GO): long-chain fatty acid-CoA ligase activity; long-chain fatty acid transmembrane transporter activity
Source: RefSeq, a predicted model, not a curated record
CGUUGAAGUAGCGUCGAUUCAGAGUAGCUUUUAAGGGAGCGCAGCGUAGCUUUCGGAUUAUACAACUGCACACUUUUCACAUAAGGUGACCCAGUUAAAAUGGACAUCAGGUUACUUCUUGUUUUUGCUAUUGUCGGUUUAAUGGCCACCGGCUUAACAGCAAGGAUCGGAUUUUUAGGAAGAAUUGCUCAAAUACUUUUGGCCGCCACCCUUAUCCCAUUAAUUUGCAAGUUUCAUCGAAAGUUCUACGUCAUUUUGAAGACACUGCCAAGGGAUAUCAAAUUCCUCUAUCGGUAUGUGAAUGCUAAUCGAGAUCUGAAAAGUUUCGUUAGAAAUAAUACAACGGUUAUGAAAAUUUUCCAAGAACAAGCACGUCUUUAUCCAGAUAAACCAUGUUUUAUUUUCGAAGGAUGUACUUGGACAAACGAAGAUAUUGACAAGUAUAGUAAUCGAAUAGCAAAUAUUUUUAAAGAAGCUGGAUAUGGUAAAGGUGAUGCCGUAGCACUUUUGAUGCUUAACAGACCGGAAUAUAUCGCAACUUGGCUUGGAUUGGGGAAGAUAGGUGUGAUAACAGCUUUGAUUAAUACCAAUUUACGUCAACAAUGUUUAAGCCAUUGCCUGACCGUUGCAAAAGUUAAAAGCAUAAUUUAUACCGAGGAAUUUUCUUUAGCAAUCGAAGAUAUUUCAGAUUCUAUUGAAGGAAUAAUCAAGUAUAAACAAGGUGGCAAUUUCGAAGAAUAUAACGGGGAUAUUAAAAAUUUGGAUAAACUAUUAGCAGAUGCUAGCAUAAAACAACCAAAUGUUGAUAAUGAACCUGGUUAUAAAGAUGAUUUGUUGUAUAUAUAUACCAGUGGUACAACUGGUUUACCCAAAGUGGCUAUUGUACCAAAUUCAAGAUUCCUACUCGUCAUAACGGCAACUUAUCAUAUGCUGGGAUUGAAGAAGAAUAGUGAUAUUUUAUAUAAUCCUAUUCCAUUAUAUCAUAUGUCUGGUGGAUUAGUAGGGACAGGUUGUGCACUUACCAAAGGUAUUCCAAGUAUUUUAAGAAGUAAAUUUUCUGUCAGUGCUUAUUGGACUGAUUGUAUCAAGUAUAAAUGCACGUUGGCACAAUAUAUCGGCGAAAUGUGUCGAUAUUUAUUAAAAGCUCCACCACGUCCGGAAGAUAAAGCUCAUUCGAUUAGACUAAUGGUCGGAAAUGGUAUGAGACCACAAAUUUGGCAAGAGUUCGUUGAUCGUUUUAAAAUUGAACAAAUUACGGAAGUCUAUGGAUCGAGCGAAGGCAAUGCUAAUAUUGUUAAUGUCGACAAUCAAGUUGGAGCAGUUGGUUUUGUUCCAUCAAUAUUACCUAAAUUUCUUCAUCCAGUUGCUCUUAUUCGUGUGAAUCCUGACACGUGCGAACCAAUUAGGGGUAAAGAUGGAUUAUGCAUACGAACUGAAAUAAAUGAACCAGGUAUGCUAAUAGGAUUGAUAAAACAAGGAAAUGUAGAGAGAGAAUUUAAUGGAUAUUUGGAUAAGGAAGCAUCACGAAAGAAAGUAGUAGAGAAUGUAUUCUGUAAGGGUGAUAAAGCAUUUCUUUCAGGUGACAUUUUAAUACAGGAUGAAUUUGGAUACUUUUACUUCAAGGAUAGAACAGGUGACACUUUCAGGUGGAAAGGUGAAAAUGUUGCUACUGCUGAGGUGGAAGGUGUUAUCAGUAAUGUUGCUGGAUAUAGAGAUACAACUGUUUACGGAGUACAGAUACCUGGUGUAGAAGGAAAAGCAGGAAUGGCAGCAAUAGUAGACCCUGAGAGUUUAAUAGACUUUAAAGCACUUGCUGAGGGUUUAGAUAAAGCUUUACCUUCCUACGCAAGACCAAUUUUCUUAAGGAUUGUCAAAGAAUUAGAAAUGACAAGUACAUUUAAAUUGAAAAAAAUUGGCCUUCAAAAUGAAGGAUUUGAUCCUAAUAAGAUUCAAGAUAAAGUGUAUUUCCGAUCAGAUAAAGAAUAUGUCGAAGUUACACCCGAGCUAUAUCAAAAAAUUAUAUCGGGAUCUACCAAGUUGUAAUUAGCAAUAGUUUUCUUUCUUUUUCUUUUUUUUUUUUUUUGUUUUGUUUUCGUAAUGGGGAACUCUAUAAAUGUGUAAAAUUGAUCGGAUUAGGGCGCAUGGAUUAGACAGCUUUUUUUUACAUACGAGAAACCAUUUGAAUUGACACUAACAAUUUAUGAUCUCGUAUCGCACAUAACAAUUUCAUUGUAUAAUACGUGAAUAUAAUCUCACGUACAUAUAUCUUAAAUAUGGAAUUAUAUGA